Molecule: messenger RNA, 2644 nt
Organism: Camellia sinensis
Lineage: Eukaryota; Viridiplantae; Streptophyta; Magnoliopsida; Ericales; Theaceae
Gene: ABCI18
Product: non-intrinsic ABC protein 4
Biological process (GO): endocytosis
Cellular component (GO): clathrin vesicle coat; membrane
Source: RefSeq, a predicted model, not a curated record
UGAUUACUACAGUUGACAUUUCUCAAAAUACGCUUCCAACCCACGUUUCUUCUGCAAAAAACCCAACUCUAUUGAUACCUCCUCGCCACCUCUCUCUCUCUCUCAAUCCCGCGUGAGUCCAACGCUUUGAAACUCUACUCCAAAUUCCAAUCCAAUCCCUGGUUUCCACUCUGAUCAGAUCUCCACCAAAACCCUACCCUCCAAAUCUUCCUUCAACUUCAAACCUCUAUCAUCAAAUUCAUCCCAAAAAAAAAACCGAUGUCGUUCGAGGAGGAGGAGGAGUCGUUCGAGCACACCCUCCUGGUGGUUCGCGAGGUCGCCGUCUACAAAAUCCCCCCUCGCACCACCAGCGGCGGCUACAAGUGCGGCGAGUGGCUCCAGUCCGACAAGAUCUGGUCCGGCCGCCUCCGCGUCGUCUCCUGCAAGGACCGCUGCGAGAUCCGCCUCGAAGAUCCCUCCUCUGGCGAGCUUUUCGCCGCCUGCUUCGUCCUCCCUGGCCAGCGUGACACCUCCGUCGAGCCCGUGCUCGAUUCGUCGAGGUACUUCGUGCUCAAGAUCGAGGACGGAAGGGGAAAGCACGCCUUCAUAGGGUUGGGAUUCAAUGAGCGGAACGAGGCGUUUGAUUUCAAUGUGGCGUUGUCGGAUCAUGACAAGUAUGUGAAGAGGGAGCACGACAAGGAGGCUGGUGAAUCGAGCGACGGCAGCGAUGACAAUCAUAUUGAUAUUCACCCUGCUGUCAAUCACAGAUUGAAGGAAGGUGAAACCAUCCGAAUAACUGUGAAGAACAAGCCAUCUAGUGGUACGGGCAUGCUUUCAGCUGCUGGGUUGUCAGGAGGGGCUUCUGGAACUGGAAAACCUAAAGCUCUGAGCCUUGCCCCUCCACCUACUGGAGCGACAAAGAUCAGAUCUCCUUUACCACCCCCACCUAAUGAUCCUGCUGCUGUGCGGAUUACUUCUACCAGUCAUGGUGUUGGUCUCAAGGGGCCCAAGGAAAAUGCGAGACAUUCUACUGAUACUCUCUCAGAUUUCUCUCAACUUGAGUCUAGAUAACCAGUAAAAAUGGUUAUCUAGGGGAGCAUGCAGUUUUGCAGCUCUGGACGUAUUAGAGAACAAAAAAGAAGCAAAUUGAACUUGCAAUAUGGGUGCCGCCAUCAUUUUUCUUGUGGAUGCUGCUGGGAAAUCAUUGACAUCUACUGCAAUGAGCUACAUGCAUGUGUAUUGUGUGUGGGUGGAUGCAAAUGGGUAUCAUUUAUAUUGUCUUUACUCGAUAAGUAUGAAAUUUGUUAACUGAUAUUCGAAGGGUCAAUGUGACAACUGCAAAUAAUUCCAGUUUGUUGCAGUGUUGCCAAAAAAACACUAAACCAAGUGAUUUCAUUUUGGAACAUGUGUUGAAACAUGAUAAACUUUCAUUUAAAGCGAUCAUUUUCUUUUUGAAAUUUUCCUUUGGAGGAAAAACGAAAAGCAUAAAUGAACUAAAAUAUAAAGUGGAGUUUUGGCAAAACAAAAUAUAAAAAAAGGCCAUAAUACUAUUAGAAUGUAUUAUUGCAUGAUUAAUUUGAAGAAUGAUGGACUAUUUAUUGGAUGUCUAAUUGUUAAAAGAAAAAUGCUUUUACAUUUAAAAGUACCUUAAAUUCUAGGACAAAUUUCACUUUACCCCCUUAUAAUUUGGCUCAAAUGCUGAUGAGCCCCCUUUAAUUUAGGAAUAGGCACAUCACCCCCUAUGGUUUGUUGACCAAAGUGUACUGUUAAAUUUUUCAUCCAAAGUAAUAGGCCGUGAGAGUUACGUGCGUAAGCCAAUUGUUAAAGACAAAAAUACCCUUUAUUCAAAUUUACAAAAAAUGCUAUUCUUCAUCUACUCUCGUAACUAUUUCUCUCUUUGCUGCAACUUCGUUUAUUUUCUUUUUUCCUCUCUCUUUCUAAGCCCACUAAGGAUCUUAUAUAAGCCACAUUCACACCUUUGCAAUACAACCUUCAUUGUCAUCCCAGAUGGAUGCAAACACUUAUGUUAGGCAUCCUGCUGGUGUGAGCAAGAAAUCAUGAGGAACUGCACACAAUCAGGAUCUUAGGGUCCUUUCCUGCACUGUGAUGCUGCUGCAAGUUGAAUAAGAAUGGUUCAGAGAGUUGAUUGAGGAAUGGGAGAAGAAAUCUUUGCGUAUGAGGAAACAGUCUAGGUGGACAUCCAGCUCAUACAGACAUCUGUGAUAAACAACUAAUUCAACACCCAUCUGUGGUCCAACUGUCCAAGAGCAACAGCGAACAAUGUGGUCUGUCCGUCCUAGAACAACUCUUAAAGCAUGUUUUUGUUUAAAUUUUCCAGUUUAUGUUUGAUUCUUAUCAACCUUUGUUAGGUGGAUUACUGUGAAUGAUUGGGGAAAUUGGAUAUUUGGGUUUUUAAUUGAUUUGUUGACUGUUGGAUGUCUGGAUGGUCUUUUUUUUUUUUUUUUUUAAAUAAAAUAAAAAUUACAUAUAAUAUAUACACACAAGUAUAUUGUUUAGAGGAAGAAGAUAAGGCUGUUCGGGUAAUUUUAUAGGUAGUAUAAACGAAAGUAAGUUUUGCACUUUGGUCCACAAACCAUAGGGUCUACAAACCAAAGAAUUAGAAUCAAAUAUCCAAGUAGUAGGAGAGAUACUUGUAGAAUGAGAA